This is a messenger RNA of Salvelinus sp. IW2-2015, 2440 nucleotides long. RefSeq lists its product as uncharacterized. The record is from RefSeq and is a predicted model, not a curated record. NCBI's taxonomy places the organism in Eukaryota, Metazoa, Chordata, Actinopteri, Salmoniformes, Salmonidae.
CUGCCUGUACACUCAAAACAAAUUAGUUUUGUGUAAAUCCAAAUAGAAAAUAUGAAAGUGGCAGCCUAUGUAUAGGCUAUGCUUGUGUAAGGAAGUGGCUCAGAUAGGUCACAGCCUUUGGAGUUUUAGGCCACGUACAAACUUCAUGACUAAGUGACAACCGACAAUGUUGUGUGGACAUCUUGAUGUAUAGGUCUUCUUUGUGUCUGUGAGCUGAUGAGACAUACCUCACUAUUCACGAGGGAACUGGAAUGUAGAUCCUUAUCAGAAUAACCAGACAGGAAGGCUCCUUCUACACAUUCCAAGCUCUGAACCUCAGAUAUCACAUUGUGUUUUGGAGUUAUUACAGAUGCUUUACCUAGAUUAUGUCUUAUCAAUCUAUGUCUUGUUACACAUCACACCUACCCACUCACAUACAUGACAAACCUCUCUGUUAUGUAAGGUAUUAUUGUCCAAAAAGAUUGAUCUUUCAUCAUCAGCUAACUGGUUGAGAGGCACCACAGUCAGUCUGUGGGACUGACACAUGGUGUUGCUAUCACUUUGGCCUUGUCAUGGCUUGCCCCUGUCAUACCUGAGUUUUAUGGUGUUUGGUGGGGGAGUUGGAGGCUCAAGUGAGCGUGAGUCAUACUCCCAAGACAAACCACAGAGAUAUGCCAGGGAACAGCCGCUCCACACAGGCCUCCAUAUGCAUGCAGCAUCAGCGCCGUGACAGGAUGAUUGAUGAGGAGGUGUGUCAUAAGAAUGCAGGCGGAGCAUCAGGGAUGUUUCAAAUUCUACAUCCCAAACUCACCUCAGUUAAUGACUAUGUGGGCUUCUCUAAACCAGAGACUUUUCAUUUUCCUCCCCGUGCUGCUACCAUUUAGCAGAAGAAGAGUGAGGAAGAGGGGACAGCGCUUUAGCAAUCUUCUGGAGACCUGGGGGAUUGAGGUCCCCCAGGAGAGAGUAGCUAUGGAGGGCCAGUGGGAAGGAGGUGAAUCUGGAGAUUCUCUCAUGCUUUCAGGGGCCACUUUCAUGUCUACAUCUAACGUGGGGACACUGAUGCGGUCUGAUACAGAGGAUUCUGGGGUGGAGAUCUGUUCUGAGGCUUCUCUCCCCUCCUCUCCUCCCUCUGUGUCCAUGAGUAAUACAGAUUUUGAUCCUACAGUCAGUGACGAGGAUGGAUUCCCCUCUACCUCUCCUCCAUGCUCUCCUGUCUUCUCUCUGCCAUCUUCCUGCUCCUCUUCCUCCCUGUCCCUCUGCCCCAGGGCUCAGCGGCACAGGGAGCUGGCUGCGGUCAUGCACCUAAAAUUGGAGCAGGCACUGAGGAGGGCAGACUCUGGAGACAGAGACGCUGUGCCCCGACAGCGGUGUCACACGGCUUCACUACCAUCACCUCACUCAGUGACCCAUAUACAGAGUGCAGGUCACAGGUCAGGGAGUGCUGGUCUGAGGAGGACAGUCAGCCAGUCAGUAGUGGAAGAACAGGCCUCAACGGCUCUGCUGCAGCACAGAGGAGGGCUCUUCCCACAUCACAAGACACUGCCUGCUCAGACAGACACAGAGAUCAGGGAGAAGGAUGUGUGUGAGGAGGAGUAUGAGGGGCUCACCCCUGGGCUGGGCUACCUGGAGCAGGUAUGCCGGAUGCUGGAGGAGAUCGCCAGGCUACAGCUUCGUAACCAAGGGUUACAGGUGGAGAUGGAUGCUCUCCGGGAGCAGCAGGGGAGCCAGAAAUCAGAACGCAACCAGUGUGACUUCCAGGCUUCUGAGGAAGGCAGCCCCUCUGCCAAUGAAAGACUUGAAGUCAAAGAUUAUGAGGACUUACCCUAUCAAUCAUCUCAUAGCAAUAGUAAUGUGCAUCAGCAUUUUCGACUUAGGUCAACAUCGGACACAAUACUCAUGAUGGGACAUCUAAAGAAGGGAAAGGAAGAGUCUGGAAGGAGGUACCAGACUAUAGAGAAUCUACUUGAGCAUUCCGAGGAUGAUGAAAAGCAGGAGAAAGAAGAAGCAGGAAAGAAAGAACAGGGAAGUAGGACAAAAACCUGGAAGCUGAAGAUUGGCCUCUGAGGAGGGAGACCACAGAGAAAACCAGCCAACAGAUGAAUUCAUCCGUGAAGAAAGCUAGCGGGCGUUGGUUGGGACAGCUGUUCAGGAGCAGGAAAGCUGUGCCAGAAUGAGAAGAGCAGAAUGUUCCAACAUUACAGUCAUUGGUAACAUUCCUCCUCUAAGACUUGGAGAAUGAGGACACAUAAUGUAGCACUUUUUACACAAAGCUGUGGAUGAAUAGGACUCAAAUAUAUUUAGUCAUCUCAUUAUAUGGAUAUUGACAUGUGUAUUUAUUGUCUAAUUCUUAGUAGUUAAAUAGGAAUUUUAAUGUGAUCUCAGUGAUCAUUGUCCCACAGUAUGUUUUAAAGAUACCAAACAGCAAAAUACUAAUCCUCGUUUAAUUAAGAAGAUAAUUUUU